UUUCUUUCCUCUUUCGUCUUCUCUCUUUUGUUUUUCUCUCGAUUUUCAUUUUUUUUUCUGAGCCAAUUUUCUUCGGUAUCCGUAAUCUCGGAUAUCUCUCAACUCGGGAAUUAAACUCGACCGAGUUGAAAACGGACGACUCAUAAAGAAGCAGAGAGAGAGAGAGAGAGAGAGAGAGAGAGAGAGAGAGAGAAACGGCUUUCUUUGGUGGGUCGUUUCUGAAUCGGAUUUUGAACUUAGAGCUCCGAGCGUUGUCGUUCUGCCAUCUUAAACAAGUUUCUGCUGAUUCAGAUCAAAGCUUCAACCUUUCGAAUCUGCAGAUACACAUAUAUAGCUUCUGAAGCAUAUAUACACACUCAUAUAUAUAUAUAUAUAUCUGUUUUUUCCAUGGGGGAAGCUAAUGAAAGGAGAAGGAGAGCAAUGGAAAAUCUCUCUCUGGAAAUGGAUAAGUAUCCGAGAGAUUUGCUGCAGAGAUUAAUGUGCAGAAGCAACGACGCAACGACGCAGUUGCAAUAUGCAGAGGCUAACGAAGAAGAAGAGUCGGAUGAGCUGGAGUUGAAUCUCGGGCUUUCGUUGGGCGGCCGAUUCGGGGUCGAUAAGAGUGCCAAAAACAAGCUAAUCCGAUCUUCGUCGAUUGCCGGAACGAUGCCGUUUGUGAGGGACGACAACGAAUCGACGGCGCCGUCGUACACGACGGGGCUGAUGAGGACCUCUUCGCUUCCGGCGGAGACGGAGGAGGAGUGGAGGAAGAGGAAGGAGUUGCAGACGCUGAGGCGGUUGGUGGCGAAAAGGAGGAGGUCGGAGAAGCAGAGGAACUCAAAGGCCGAGAAAGAAGGGGGUUCUGUGGAGGAGGAGAAGUGCGAACUUGAGGGCUCAGUUGGGCCCAAUUUGGCGGGUGGUAGGGGUAAUCGGACGGCGGAGCCGCCUUUCGGGUUGCCUAGUUGGGUUGCGGCAGCAGUUGCUAGGCAAGCUGCUAGUGGCAGCGGUGGCGGUGGCGGAGUGGAAAAAAAUGCAUUCACGAAAUUCAAUGGUGAGAUUUUGAGUGGGUUGCAAGGAUUUGGAGGACAACCCAAUUCGCAGGUCUCGGCGGAGUCACAAGGCGGAAGCUCGUCGGGGAUGUCGGAAUUGGAGAGUAAACCUCUUCCAGGAACCAGCAGCUGCGGUGAAGCAAGAAACCCUACACCCGCUAGCAACCAGUCGCUCCAAGAACGAAGUAAUAAUGCCGUUGGCUCUUCAGGCACAGGAACAACAGACGACGCAUCCAGAACUCCCAAACCCGACAUAGAGAGCCCGUCUAGGAAGCCAAAUACGCAAGAAAACAGCAAAAGGGAAACGAGCAGGAACGGGAUGGAGGACAUGCCUUGUGUUUUCACGAAAGGGGACGGCCCAAAUGGUAGAAAGGUUGAGGGAAUUCUGUACCGAUAUGGGAAGGGAGAGGAAGUGAGAAUAAUGUGUAUAUGCCAUGGAAGCUUUCUGUCUCCGGCAGAGUUCGUGAAGCAUGCUGGAGGGAGCGAUGUCACUAACCCACUUAGGCAUAUUGUUGUAAACCCAGCUGCCCCUUCCUUUUUGUAAACAAAAAGGAGAGAGAUUUAAAUUUGAUAUACAUAUUUUUUGUUUGUUUAUUUAUUUUUAUCUUCGGUGAGUUCUAGAUAUGGAAUUUAAAUAAAUUAAUAUCUAUGCAUAACAGCAGUGUGUUGCGUGUUCAUGGUA
Messenger RNA from Pyrus x bretschneideri (Chinese white pear), 1710 nucleotides. RefSeq names its product ninja-family protein AFP3. Lineage: Eukaryota; Viridiplantae; Streptophyta; Magnoliopsida; Rosales; Rosaceae. Gene Ontology annotation, cellular component: nucleus. Gene Ontology annotation, biological process: response to abscisic acid; signal transduction; negative regulation of DNA-templated transcription. Bases 388 to 1572 code for a protein of 394 amino acids. The transcript has 2 exons. The record is from RefSeq and is a predicted model, not a curated record.